Messenger RNA from Fusarium oxysporum Fo47, 2540 nucleotides. RefSeq names its product kleisin alpha. Gene Ontology annotation, biological process: mitotic sister chromatid cohesion; synaptonemal complex assembly; replication-born double-strand break repair via sister chromatid exchange. The record is from RefSeq and is a predicted model, not a curated record. Gene Ontology annotation, molecular function: protein binding; chromatin binding. The coding region runs from base 379 to 2232 and encodes 617 amino acids. NCBI's taxonomy places the organism in Eukaryota, Fungi, Ascomycota, Sordariomycetes, Hypocreales, Nectriaceae. The transcript is spliced from 2 exons. Gene Ontology annotation, cellular component: cohesin complex; synaptonemal complex.
AAAUACCUUGACUGCCUUACGUCGCGAUAAUCCCGCCCGCGCACACGCCUUGUCACUUUACUGCACUCCCGACACCGUCGCUAUCGCCAGAAUUUUGGUCGCUAUAACAUUCUCAUUAUUUUCCGCGACCUUUUCGCAUUGCCUCGAGUUUUUGGGGUACGCGCGACUUUGCUUUUGCGCGUAGAGCAAUCCUUCCACCAAGAGCUUGUUUACCCGACGCGCCCCCAGUCUUGGUGUUCAUCAACUUAGCCUCGUUCUCCCACUAACUAUCACUACCACCAUUACCUGAAAGAACCCCUCAAUAUUCGAGUCCAACCUUUUGUCGCGUGGGUAAUUGCCUCUUCUCACCGUCAUACCGCGUAAUUACGCGAGUGCAUCAUGUUCUACUCAGAGACUUUGCUCAACAAGAGCGGGCCGCUCGCCCGCGUCUGGCUUUCUGCCAACCUCGAGCGCAAGCUAUCAAAGAAUCACAUCCUCCAAUCCAAUGUUACAGACAGUGUGGAAGCCAUCAUCACGCCUAACCAGGCGCCGAUGGCCUUGCGACUAAGCAGUCAGCUGCUUUUGGGUGUGGUUCGAAUCUACCAAAGAAAGACGCGUUAUCUUUUGGAUGAUUGCAAUGAAGCUAUGAUGAAGAUCAAAAUGGCAUUUCGGUCUUCGGGUAACAACGACAUGGCCGUCAACCUACAAAUCCCCAACCGGGAAGCCCUGACCCUUCCUGACAGAAUCACCCCAUACGAUAAUUUCGAACUACCUCCUCCACCAGACGCGAACUGGCUUUUGUCUCAAGUGGAGGAUGUGACUGCUGCUCCAAUUGGCCGCAAAGGACGCGCUAGUCAGCGUGACAUCAACCUUCAAGAAGAUUACGAUAACAGCCAGUUUCUCAACGAUGGCAUGGGAAUGGAAGAUGACAUGAUUGCACCGCUGGGGAACAUUGAUUUGGAAUUGGAUUUUGGUCUUGAUGAUCUUGGCCUUGAAGGGACAGGUCUCGAGCCCGAAGGUGGCCGAAGGGAGGAUCGCACGACGGCUGGUCCCCAGAUUGACGAUUCAGAGCUUGAUUUUCCCCAAAAGGACGACGAUCGAGCGAUGACUUUAGAUCUGCCCGACGAGCGCGUUCAGAUUCAUGACGGCGAGGAUCCCGACCUGAUGGCAAUUGACUUCAACCCUGACGAUGUCUCCCAAGUACCUGAUAUCGCAGCUUACCCUCCUCCUCGAAUUUCAGAGUCGCCGCUUUCCGACAUCGACGAAGACCGGGCUGCACAGCUAGAACAGGAUCACUCGAGAUACCAGAUGGCAGACCUUUAUGAACCCGACCACGAGGAAGAUCAGAUCGUUCGACGACCAGCACAGCGCGCCAAGAAACAGAAGAUACUCACACCUGAUGAAGAAAUCGCUCUCUCAAGUAACCACAUCAAGCAACAACAAGCCAACCGUGACAAUAUCAUAAAGGAGGGUGGAUUCCUUCCCCGUGACCCCUUUCUCCUGGCUUUAAUGGAUAUGCAAAAGAGUGGAGGGUUCGUGUCAUCAAUCAUGGGGGAAGGCCGAAGCUCAGCUUGGGCUCCAGAACUUCGCAAUAUGCUCACAUUAGACACUGCUCGUGGCAUGAACGAGCUCAAGCGCAAGCGUGACAGUGGUAUUGCUGACGUCGAAAGUGACCACGGCGCUUCCAAGUCACCACGUAUGCUCGAUGUCGGUUCAGACACUGGACUUGGUUUCGAGGGCGCUUUCGGCGAAAUGAGCAUCCCCCCAGAGGAAAGCCGCCAUGAAAUCCCCGCCGACGAUGAGAUGGAGGACGAAGAGGCAGGAACCAUGAUGCCUGGCUUUGAAGAUACGACUGUUGCUCUGGUCCAUCCCGCUGAGAGCGGUCCUGUUUCUCAAGUCACGAAACACGUAGUGCACCAAUUGCGAGAGCGAUUUGGUGACGAUGCUGCUGACAGCCCCAGCAAGCGAACUCAGAGAGCAGUUCUCCUCCAGAACCUCUGCCCUAGACAACAGACCACCAAGGCCGAUGCUACCAAAAUGUUCUUUGAGUGUCUGGUUCUCGCGACCAAGGAUGCCAUCAAAGUCGAGCAGGGUCCUGGUCUAGGAGAUGACAUCCGGAUAAGGGCGAAGCGUGGACUCUGGGGAGCCUGGGCGGAAAGAGAAGCUGGUGGUGAGAUGUCUCAAGACAAUGACGCCCCGAAUGAGCCCGAACGUGCUGCAGUUGCUUCAACCGCAGUUGCUGUUUCAGCAUAAUCUGACAGGUCAGGUGUUUUUGCUUAUUGCAUCUUAACGAAAACUUGGAUGGGCGGCGUGUCAGGUUAUAUAAACUAUUGAAUUCCAGCAUUCUAGGGCAGUCACUCAGGGGUCGCCCAGAUGGUGUUGUCGGCGUUUCGGGAGAUACCACGGCUUGCGGUACUUGGUUGGAUUGGUCGUAGCUCUUUGGGAAAACGGCAGAGGUCGACGUGCGGCAGUUUCUUUUAUGAACGAGUUCUGUUGGACAUUGCAUUAGUAGUUGAGUACAGUAGUAAAGAACGGUCACUUGUAUCUCGACCUUUUAAAGA